Perca flavescens (yellow perch) is the source of this 11119-nucleotide messenger RNA. RefSeq names its product desmoplakin b (gene dspb). The transcript has 24 exons. The record is from RefSeq and is a predicted model, not a curated record. Gene Ontology annotation, molecular function: structural molecule activity. NCBI's taxonomy places the organism in Eukaryota, Metazoa, Chordata, Actinopteri, Perciformes, Percidae. The coding region runs from base 155 to 10513 and encodes 3452 amino acids. Gene Ontology annotation, biological process: cell-cell adhesion; intermediate filament cytoskeleton organization; skin development. Gene Ontology annotation, cellular component: cytoskeleton; intermediate filament; intercalated disc.
CAAAGGGGGCCGGGGCGGACAGGUGGACACAGAGAGAGAGAGAGAGAGAGAGAGAGAGAGAGAGAGAGAGAGAGAGAGAGACUAUACUCUACCUGCCUGCUGAGCUUCCCUGUAGCUUCCACAGAGUCGCUUUGGCUGCCGUUUCCGUGUCAGAAUGAGUAUGUACGGGUCUCAGAAGGCCCUGUACACGGGCCGCAGGGUCAAUUCCAACGGCGACUUGACCGGCGGGGGGAAUGUCCAGUACUCCCGGAGCGAGAUCCUGCACGGAGCCGGUAACGGGUACGAGCCCUACAUGGACGCAGAGUACAACACCUACACCUUCUCAAAGUCAUCUGGAGGCGGCAUGGGGGGCGGAAUGUUACGCGGAAACAUGAGCGGCACGGGAGGCGGAAUGGUGAGCUCAAUGUCGAGCGGUAUGGUGAACGCCGCAAUGUCGGGCGGCAGAGGAGGCGGAAUGAUGAGCGGUAUGGGAGGCGGAAUGAUGAGCGGUUCUGGAGGCGGAAUGUCGAGCGCAGUGGCAGGCGGAAAGUCCAGCGGAAUGAUGAGCGGUACGGGAGGCGGAAUGAUGAGCGGAAUGUCGAGCGGAAUGGUGAGCGGAAUGCCAAGCGGAAUGGUGAGCGCCGGAAUGUCGGGCGGAAAGGGAGGCGGAACGAGUGGCUCCGGUGCCAUCCGCCAGAGGGCCAUGAUCCUGCAGGCCCAGUGCCAGGAGUACCUGAAGAAAGCUGAAUACGCCCUUCAGUCUGGCAGUGCCCCAAAUGAGGCAGAGCGCUACAUGAUGAAGGCCAAAGAUAGCAUUGAGCAGCUGAAGGGCUGCGCGAUGGACCUGAGAGAUCUCGGACAGCCCAAUGACAACGUAGUCAGGACUUUGGAGAUGUGUAAAGACCAGCUGAAGGGGGUCCACAUGGCCAUCCACAGCACCACGCACAGGAGGAGGAGCACCAGAGGGGGCUCAGGAGGCUGGGAGGAGCCGGGAAGGAGCUACCAAGACGCUAUGGCCUGGAUUGCACAGCAAAAGCGUCUGAUAGAAACGGGUUCCUGGGCAGACGAUCCUGCUGCCAUCGAGCAGCAGCUCAGCAGCCACCAGAACUUUCACAGCUCCAUCCAGAGGGCCAGUCAGGUGGUGCAAGCCAAAGAAGACCUGAUGAGGAAAGGAGACAAGGGAAAUAUUCACGCUCUGGAUCAGGAAUGGGACAGUCUACAGCAAAUGUCGAUCGGUCGGAUCGAGCAGCUGCAAGAACUCAAGAGCAUCAUUCAGGACAUGUCCAAAGAGAUCAUGUGGGUCAAUGACAGGGAGGAGGAGGAGCUGAUGUUCGACUGGGGAGACAAGAAUAUCGACCAGUACAUCCCACAGAAGCAGGAGAGCUACUCGAAGCUGAUGAGUGCCCUGGAGGGCAAAGAGAAGGACCUGAAUAAGCUGACAGCCAGAGUAGAUACCCUCCUGAAGAACAACCACCCAGCUUCAGACAAGAUUGAGGCUUACAAGGACACUCUGCAGACUCAGUGGAGUUGGCUUCUUCAAAUCACCAAGUGCAUUGACGUUCAUCUGAAGGAGAAUGCAGCUUAUAGCCAGUUCUUCAAAGAGGCCAAUGAGACGUACAGCAUUCUGCAGAAGGAACAUGAGACGGUCCGUAAGAGAUUCACCUGUGACAAGAACACUCCACUGGACAACCUAGUGGAGCUCCUCAGGGGUCUGGAGAGGGAGAAAGAGAAGAUUAUGGAAAACAAGAGGCAGGUUCAACAUCUGGUCAGCAAGUCCAGGAGCAUCGUGAGGCUGAAACCCAGAAACCCUGAAGAGAAGAGCGGCAGCCCCACCAUGGUCAAAGCCCUGUGUGACUUCAAACAAGACCAGAAGGUGAUCUGUAAGGGAAAUGAGGCAAUCCUAAAGGACAACAGUCAACGCAGUAAGUGGAACGUGACCGGGCCGGGAGGACUGGAUAUGUUGGUGCCCUCUGUGUGCCUGAUCGUACCACCUCCAAACCCGCUCAGCAUCAGUCUCGCCAACAAGAACGAGCAGUACUAUGAGGCCAUCCUGCAAAUCUGGAGUCAGCUGUACAUCAAUGUUAAGAGUCUCAUCGCCUGGCAGUACUGCCUCCUGGAUAUACGAAAAAUCAACUCCCUCACCAUCAACAUGCUGGCCAGCAUGCGUCCUGAGGAAUACCGCCAACUUAUCAAGAGCCUGGAGACUCACUACGAGGAGUUCCGAGUGAACAGCCACGGCUCCCAGAUGUUUACCGACGACGACAAGAGAGGCAUCGAGAACCAGUUCACCGAAGCCCAGGACCACUAUGAGCAAAUAGUGGUGCAGCUGCCGACUUACAUUACACAACAGGAACAUAAAGAAGUGCAGCAGGAAUCCGUGCAGCAACACAAAAAGCAGCUGAUAGAAGAGGAGGCCAGGAGGCGCAAAGAGGAGGCCAGGAGGCACGAAGAGCAGGCCAGGAUGCGCGAAGAGGAGGCCAGGAUGCGAGAAGAAGAGGCCAGGAGGCUCAAAGAAGAGGCCGGGAGGCGCGAAGAGGAUAGACGAAAAGCGGAGCAGAAAAAGAGGGCAAAAGACAAGGUGGUGAUUAAGACAUCCUCCCGCAGCUUAUCUGAGCUGCACGCGCUCAGACUGAGGCUGGAGGGCGCCGAGGGCUCGCUGAGUCAGCACGUUCACAUCUGCCUCGGAGACGACGGGAUGCACGACUGUGGCCUCAAGAUCUCUCAGUUAGAGACGGUUCAGCGUGAAGUCGACUCGAUGCGCAAGGAGUACUUGCGUCUGAGGGAGAGUAUCUCCAAGGAGCUGGAGGGCAUGAGUGAUUCAGAUAAAGCCCAGUUCCUCCGCAGCGAGAUCGGAGUCAUCGACCAGAGACUGGCCAGUCUGGAGAGCAGCUCAUCAGCUUACCUGCAGCGGCUGCAGGCUCUAAGAGACAUGCUGGAGUGUGUGGCACAAGCUGAAGACAUAGUGAAAGUUCACGAGGCGAGGCUGACAGAGAAAGAGACCACCUCUCUGUCGCCCAGUGAAGUGGAGGAUUACACUUUGACCCUGAAGAACAUGAAAGCAGAGCUGGACCAGAAGAAGGAUGUUCUGGCCUCCAUGGAGGAGGCGUUGGCCAAAGCCAGCCACUGGAACGGGCAGGUGGGCGGACCCUUCCACAGGUGUGACAUGAUGCUGUCCAAAUACACCGAGGAGGUGGGCCUGCUCUCUGACCGCUGGAGACGACUCACGGGCCAGAUUGACACCAGAGUCCAGGAUUUGCAGUUGUAUCAUCCUCAGCUGCAGACCUACAAGCAGACCAGCAGCUCCCUUAUUGGCUGGAUUGACGCCACGCGCAAAAAACAAGACAUCCUGCAGACCACCAAGAUAGAGAGCAUCCAAGCGCUGACAGACCAUAUUAACAAACAGAAGGCCCUGAACUCGGAAAUCAAAUUGAGGAGGGAGACGGUAGAGAGUGUGCUGAAGGACAACGAGGCCUGUGUGAAUUCUAUCAAGGACUAUGAAACGGACCUGGCCUCUUACACCUCUGGUUUAGAGACGUUGCUCAACAUCCCCAUCAAAAGGACGAUGCUGAAGUCGCCGUCGACGGAUCUUAAUCUGGAAGCUACACAAAUGCAGACCCGUUACAUGGAGCUGCUCGCCCAUUCUGGCGACUACUACAAAUUCUUGGGAGAGCUGCAAAAAAACAUGGAGGAGCUCAAGAUUCGUAACACCAGGAUUGACCUGUUAGAGGAAGAACUUCGCCUGCUGAGGGAGAACAUGCAAGACCGCAACGCCAAGAACAAAUCUCUGGAGGAAGCCGUUUCCCGUUACCAGCUGGAGUUGUCCAGCGUGCAGAAUGAGAUGCUGUCGAUACAGGAAGUGAAGCAAAGCACUGCAAUGCAGUGCAAUGCCACCAAGGACAGCCUGGACACCACUAAGAGCCAGCUGGUGGACCUCAGCGAUGAGGUGACACGUCUCACCUACUUGCUCGAGGAAGAAAAGAGGAAGAGGAGGCUGGCAGAGGAGCGCUACACCACGCAGCAGGAGGAGUACGAGUCGGUGCUGAGGAAGAGGCAGAAGGAGCUGGAGACGAUCAGCUGGUCCAAGGUGGAGGUGGAGAAGAGUGAGCUAAAUAAGGAGCACGAGAUCCAACAGCUGCGGCGGCAGCUGGCUGAGGAUGGAGAGAGGAUCAAGGACCUACAGAAGGAGAUGUCAAAGACAUCGGCCAUGAUGCAGUCCAUUCAGUCCCAGUACAGUGAGAUUGUGAUGGAGAGAGAUGCUCUUUUGCUAAAAUUGCAAUUGUCAGAAAAGGACAAAGAUCGUUACAUAAGGUUAGAGGAGGAACUUAGUCGCAUUAAAUUGUCCCAAGAGUCUGAGCUUCGCAAUAAGCAACGUCUACAGGAGGAGAUUGAGAGGAUGAAGAGGGAUUUAGGUUACUGGAAAGACCAGUAUGAAAGUAAGGAGGGCCUGAUCAGGCAAUAUGACACAGACAAGGAACGUCUGGAGAGGGAAAAGAACUCUUUGAAAAGUGAGAUGGAAAGGCUGAUGAGGGAACUCCGGGAGCUUGAUGAGUCAUAUAAAAGUAGACUGUCAACCAUGCAGAAAGAACUGCAAGAGGUGGCCAUUGUCAAAAGAACCAUGGAAACUGAGCUGACGAGAACUAGAGAGCCCCCAACCUUGGAUGCCUCCACUUUGGUUUUUGAUGGAGUCCGUAAGCCAGUCACAGCAAAUCAGCUACUUGACUGUGGUGUUUUGGACAAACCAACAUUCAGCCAGCUUGUGAAGGGGCAGAAGACUGUCCCUGAAGUGUCUGUCGACAAAAAAAUCAGUCUCAAAGGGACAGGCCCAAUUGCUGGGGUAGUAAUUGAAGGCCCGAAAGGUUCAGGGUCUAUUACUGCACCCCAAUGCAAAAUGACUUUCACCGAAGCCAAGAAAGAGAAUCUUCUGCCAUCAGAUAGUGUUGACCUGCUACUAGAUGCUCAGGCUGCCACAGGCCACAUAAUUGACCCCAGGACUAAUCAGAAGUUGACAGUUGAAGAGGCAUGCAAUCAAGGUGUGGUUGAUGAAGAAGACAGAGAAAGGUUGCUAGCAGCAGAAGCUGCAGCGGUAGGAUAUGGUGGUCCUGGUACAAGCAAACCCCUUUCAGUAUUUCAGGCCAUGAAGAAAGGACUGAUUGACAAGAACACAACACUGCGUUUGCUACAAGCCCAGGAGUCUGUGGGGGGAAUCCUAGAUCCCGUACUCAGUGUGUUCCUUCCCAAAGAUACAGCCAUUGAGCGUAAUCUAAUUAAUGAUGACAUAUAUCGUGCUCUGAAUCAGAGGCCUGAGCUCUACCUGGACCCAGAGAGUGAGGAUGGUGUGACCUAUAUGUCAAUGAAGAGGAGAUGUAAGGUAGAGCCACACACAGGCCUUCUGCUUCUUCCUAUCCCUGAGAAGGUACACCACUCCAAACUCAUAUUUGAUGGUGUUCGAAAACCUGUCACAGCCAAGCAGCUGCUUGAUUGUGGUGUCCUGGACAGACCAACAUUUAAAGCUCUAGAAAAUGGGAAAAUAAAUGUCCCAGAGGUGUCUGUAGACAAAAAUGUAAAUCUGAAGGGGACUGGGCCUAUUGCUGGGGUUGUAGCUGGGAGUCAAGGAAAAAUGUCUUUGUCAGAAGCCAAGAAACAGCUGCUCCUGCCUGAAGAUAGUGCAGAUUUGCUACUGGAAGCCCAAGCUGCAACAGGUCACAUCAUUGACCCCAGAACCAAUCAGAAGAUGACCGUUGAGGUGGCAUGUGCCAGAGGGUUGGUGGACCCUAAGGAUAGAGACAGAUUAUUGACAGCUGAAGCUGCUGCUGUGGGAUACAAGGAUUCUAGUGCAGCCAAGCCUCUCUCAGUGUUUGAGGCCAUGAAGAAGGGAUUAAUUGACAGGAAGACUGGCCUACGCCUGCUGCAGGCCCAGGAGUCUGUGGGAGGCAUUCUAGAUCCCAAUCUCAGUGUGUUCCUCCCCAAAGAUACAGCUAUAAAGCUCAACCUUUUGGAUGAAAACCUCCGUCAAGCUCUAAACCAGAGUCCUGAGUGUUACCGUGACCCAGAAACUGAGCGUGAUGCCAGCUAUGGAGCAUUAAAGAAAAGAUGCAAGACAGAGCCUCACACAGGGCUAUUACUUUUGCCAAUCACUGAGAAGCUAGAUCCUUCCAAACUGAUCUUUGAUGGUGUUCGUAAGCCAGUAACGGCACAACAGUUGCUUGAUUGUGGGGUGCUGGACAAACCCACACUUAACCAACUAAUGAAGGGAGAGAAAACUAUUCCACAGGUGUCUGUGGAUAAGAAGAUCUUUUUAAAGGGGACAGGAUCAAUUGCUGGUGUGGCAGCUGGACCCUUAGGGAAAAUGUCUUUAUCAGAGGCCAAGAAACAGAUGCUCAUGCCCCCAGAUAGUGCUGAUUUGCUACUGGAUGCACAGGCUGCCACAGGACACAUCAUUGACCCCACAACCAAUCAGAAGCUGACAGUAGAGGAAGCAUGUGCCAGAAGAGUGGUGGAUAUUAGAGAUCGAGAUAGACUCUUGGCAGCAGAAGCUGCUGCUGUGGGCUACCGGGAUCCUAGCACAGCUGAACCUCUUUCGGUGUUUGAGGCCAUGAAGAAGGGAUUAAUUGACAGGAAGACUGGACUACGUAUGCUGCAGGCCCAGGAAUCUGCUGGUGGCAUUCUAGAUCCCAAUCUCAGUGUGUUCCUCCCCAAAGACACAGCUAUAAAGCGUAACCUUUUGGAUAAUGACCUCUGUCAUGCUCUAAACCAGAGUCCUGAGUGUUACAUUGACCCAGACACUGAGCGUAAUGCCAGCUAUGGGACUCUAAAGAAUAGAAGCAAAACAGAGUCUCACACAGGCUUGAUGCUUUUGCCAAUUACUGAGAGGAAAGACCCUUCCAAACUGAUGUUUGAUGGAAUCCGCAAGCCAGUCUCAGCACAGCAGUUGUUUGAAUGCGAAGUCCUUGACAAACCUACACUUGACCAACUAGUGAAAGGGGUCAAAACUGUCCCUGCAGUGUCUAUGGAAAAGAUAGUCUACCUUAAGGGGACUGGACCAAUUGCUGGGGUGGUAACUGGACGUGAUGGAAAAAUGUCUUUCUCAGAAGCCAAGAGACAGAUGUUCCUGACCCUAGAUAGUGCAGAUUUGCUUCUAGAAGCCCAGGCUGCCACUGGCCACAUCAUUGACCCUAAAACCAAUCAGAAGCUGACAGUAGCGGAGGCAUGUGCCAGAGGAGUGGUGGAUAUUAAGGAUCGAGACAGAUUAUUGGUAGCAGAGGCUGCUGCUGUGGGCUUCAAAGAUCCUAGUGCAGCCAAGCUUCUCUCAGUGUUUGAGGCCAUGAAGAAGGGCUUAAUUGACAGGAAGACUGGGCUACGCCUGCUGCAGGCCCAGGAGUCAGUGGGAGGUAUUAUAGAUCCCAAUCUCAGUGUGUUCCUCCCCAAAGAUACAGCUAUAAAACGUAACCUUUUGGAUGAGGACAUCUGUCACGCUCUAAACCAGAGUCCAGAGUGUUACCUUGACCCAGACACUGAGCAGGAUGCCAGCUAUGGGACUUUGAAGGAAAGAUGCAAGACAGAACCGCAAGCAACCCUACAACUUUUGCCAGUCUCUGAGAAGUUUGACCCCUCCAAACUACUCUUUGAUGGUGUCCGUAAGACCGUCACUGCACAACAGUUGCUUGAUUGUGGGGUCCUGGACAAAUGGACAUUUAAACAACUGAUGAAGGGGGAUAAAACUGUCCCAGAGGUUUCUGUGGAUAAGAAGGUCUUUCUGAAGGGGACGGGGUCAAUUGCUGGUGUUGCAGCUGGACCUUUAGGGAAAAUGUCUUUUACAGAAGCCAAGAAACAGAAAAUGAUGUCCUCUGACUGUGCUGACAUGCUACUGAUUGCUCAGGCAGCCACCGGCAACAUCAUUGACCCCAAAACAAAUCAGAAACUGACUGUAAAGGAAGCAUGUGCCAAAGGAGUAGUGGAUAAGGAGGAUGAAUCAAAGUUGUUUGCAGCGGAAGCUGCUGCUAUAGGUUACAGAGACCCAAAUACUGGCAAGCUCCUCUCAGCAGGCCAAGCCAUGAAGAAGGGAUUAAUUGACAAGGACACAGCUCUACGUAUACUUCAGGCUCAAGAGUCUGUAGGGGGUAUUUUGGACCCUGCCCUCAGUGUGUUCCUAGCCAAAGACAUUGCUCUGGAUAGGGAUCUCAUAGAUCAGGACCUAUCCCAAGCCCUGAAUCGGUAUCCUGAGUGUUAUAUAGACCCAGACACCAAACUAGCAUCCACCUAUGUAUCUCUGAAGAAAAAAUGCAAAGCAGAUCCAAGCACAGGUCUUUUGCUUCUCCCUGAACCUAAAAAGCCAUUAACUGUGCAGGGGCUCAGGGGCCAGGUGUCGGUCAUAGAUCUAGUGGAUGCAAAUCUAUUAGACCAGUCGGAUAUGGACAACCUGAGGGAGGGCAGAUUGACAAGCCAGGACAUUGAAGACCGUCUGCGCUCCUACCUGAGAGGUUCCACCUGCAUUGCAGGAGUUUAUGAUGAGGACAGUGCUAAGGUGAUGUCCAUCUAUCAGGCCAUGAAAAAUGGACUGUUGCGACCUGGGACCACUCUGGAACUGCUUGAGGCCCAGGCUGCCUCAGGUUUUAUAGUUGAUCCUAUCAACAACCAAUACCUGACUGUUAGUGAUGCCUCCAAUAAAAGACUGUUUGGGCCAGAGUUUAAGGACAGCCUGCUAUCAGCAGAGAGGGCUGUGACUGGUUACAAACUGCCUGGUACAGACAAGAUUAUCUCCCACUUUGAGGCCAUAGAGAGAGGUCUAGUGGAGAAAGGUCAUGGCAUGCGUCUACUAGAGGCCCAGAUUGCCAGCGGUGGUAUCAUUGAUCCUGAACACAGCCAUCGUAUUGAUGUGAAUGUAGCCUACAAGAGAGGUUACUUUGACAAAAAAAUGAACAACAUUCUGACUGAUGAGAAUGUUAAUACCAAGGGUUUCUUUGACCCCAACACAGAGGAAAACCUAACUUAUCUGGAGCUUAAGAAACGCUGUAUUACAGAUAAGAAGACCGGCCUCAUCCUUUUGCUUAUCAUGGACAAGAAAAAGCUGGAGUCGACUCUGAAGAACACUAUGAGAAAGAGGAGAGUGGUAAUUGUGGACCCAGAAACUAAUAAAGAGAUGACCGUACGUGAAGCAUAUGACAAAGGGUUUAUUGACUACGAAACCUUCGUGGAGCUGUCCGGGCAGGAGUGUGAGUGGGAAGAGAUCACUAUCACUGCUCCAGAUGGUUCCACACAGUUUCUUAUCAUUGACAGGAAGACUGGAAGACAGUUUGAUAUUACUGAGCUGCUUGAAACGCAAGUAAUUAAUCAAUCGGAUCUAGAUAAAUACCAAUCGCGUACCAUCACCCUUAAUCAAUUUGCAGAUAUCAUCAGAAACAAGACCAAACCUGGAUCAUCCUCAUCAUCAUUAUCGUCAUCAACUUCCAAAUCAUCAGCAGCCGCAGGUACAUCUUCAGUGAUAUCAUCAUCAUUAACUUCAAGAACAUCAGCAUCCCCGGCUACAUCUUCAAUGACAUCAACAACUUUAAGAACAUCCGCAGCCUCAGUUCCAGCGUCAGUGACAUCCUCAUCGUCAUCAUCAGUCCUGUCAAGACCCUUAUCACCUACUCUCGCCAAGAUGACCACAACAAGAACUACCACUGUCACAGAGCGAAGUGCCACAACCAGCAGUUUAGCUCAAGACUCAACUGACUCCCUUAGGAAUAUAUCCAGCGUAUCUAUCAACCUGGCCUCUACUGUUGAAGCAGUGGGGGAACAGGAACCCGUGGGUGCCAUCUUUGACACGGACACUUUGGAGAAGAUAACCAUCACAGAGGCUUUGAAUCGAGGUCUGGUGGAUUCCAUCACUGCACAGAGACUGCUGGAGGCUCAGGUCUGCACUGGAGGACUCAUCAAUCCCAAAAAUGGCCAUAGGCUAAGCAUCCAAGAGGCCAUCCGCCUGGGCAUAAUAAAUGACGACAUGGCCCCUAAGCUCAAGCCUGCCCACAAAGCCUUCUUUGGCUUUGAGGAUUUAAAAACCAGGAAGAAGAUGUCUGCUGCUCAGGCCAUGAAAGAGUCGUGGCUACCGUAUGACGCAGGACAUAGGUUCCUGGAGUUCCAGUUUGUAACAGGGGGGCUUUAUGACCCAGAAAUGGGCUGUAGAAGAUCCAUAGAAGACGCUGUAAAAAUGGGCUGGAUAGAUGUGAGAGCAGGCCAGAAGCUCCAAGACAUAAGACACCACACAAAGAACCUGACCUGCCCCAAGACCAAACUUAAGAUCUCUUACAAGGAGGCUCUGGAUAAUUGUUUGGAGGAGGAAAGCAGUGGGUUGAAAAUGCUCCAGGCAUCAUCUGUGUCUUCCAGAGGGAUCAGCAGUCCUUACAAUUUUGCCUCUGGCCCAGGCUCCACCGCUGGCUCCAGGAGUGGCUCACGACAAGGCUCCCGCAGGAGCAGUGUGGACCUAGGCUCCACCUCCUCAUCAGCUUUACAAAGUCAUCCUAGCUUCACCACCUUCUACGCCUCUGCCACCAAAUAAAUCAAGAAAAGUUCCUGCACAUUCAUGCUCUUGCAAAUAAAUCAGUUUCUUAAAAGUAUACUGAUUGUUUAGAUAGGAACUUGUGUGUGUUGUAUAUGAUAAGAAAAAUUCUAAUAUAAUGUUUUUAAACUGUUUGCAUAGUUUUAGAUUUUAGCUUCGGUGUUGCUAUGCUUUUAAAAUGCCAUAGUAUAAACAAAUGAUCGUAAAAACAAACACUACAGAGAUGUUUUUUUUUGUGGAAAUGGACUAAAGUGUGAUAAGGUAUUCAGAUUUAAAAAAAGUGGAUGUUAAUAUCAUUGUGGGUGCCUUUUAGAAUUGGAAAUGAUUGCCAUAUUCUUGCAUACAGUUAAUACAAAUAUAUUUUUCAAACUCUUCAUGGAAUGUUAUUUCUUUUAAAGCUUUGCAUUGGUAACAAAAUGGUGUUAGGUUUACAUUUAUUUGUCAUCUAAAAUGGCUGUUUUGUGAGGGGAAGGUUUUAAGGUUUGGUUACAUACAUUGGCUUAACUAAGCUUUUUUACUGAAUCAGUUGUUAACCAUUGUUUUUGCUCUUUAGUGCUUUGUAACAGUUUCUCAAUAUCUCAAAAUAAAACUGUUUGCUUAUAUGGA